AUGGAUGACAAAGAAUUUUGUGGUCAGACCUCAAAUAAUCUUGGAAUCAGCCAGAUCAUCGUGAACAUGAUUGGACUCUACUACUUUGGAACCAGGAUCGCAAAUACCUUGGGGCCGCGCUACCUGUUGAAGCUCUACUUUGCUGGAGCACUUGGUAGCUCUGUUGUCUUCUUGAGUCAACAUGCUCUAAUGACUACAACAUUCAAGUCAAUCGUACAGAGCAAUGACAAAACAACGAAAGGAAAAACAAAUCCAAUCAUACGGGGCCGUGGAGUUGCCACUAAGGAUCAAUCAAAACUCCUUACUGUGAACCUGGGUGCUGAAGGAUCUGUGUUUGCCAUCGCGCUACUCGAUAUCUUUCUCUACCCAAAAGUUACAACAUACUUUGCGUUGAUGCUCCGAGUGCCUGUAAUGUGGGGAGUCAUAAUCCUAGGAAACGACAUGUUAAAAGUGCUAGAGGGGAAAAAGAACAAUAUCUACUCGAAUCUGUUGGGAGGAGCUGUGGUUGCAGCCAUGGCGUGGGCACGGAUAAGGAAAGGUCGAUUUCACUACUGA
Molecule: messenger RNA, 555 nt
Organism: Arabis nemorensis
Lineage: Eukaryota; Viridiplantae; Streptophyta; Magnoliopsida; Brassicales; Brassicaceae
Source: the annotation of a GenBank genome assembly